Molecule: messenger RNA, 900 nt
Organism: Chenopodium quinoa (quinoa)
Lineage: Eukaryota; Viridiplantae; Streptophyta; Magnoliopsida; Caryophyllales; Amaranthaceae
Exons: 3
Coding region: 116-457 (113 amino acids)
Source: RefSeq, a predicted model, not a curated record
ACAUGUGAGAAAAGGGCAAAACCCCAAUUAAAGUUGUUCAAUUUCUAAGUACGCAAAAUUGCAGUGACCUUAAAAUUCUGGGCUUCAGCUUUAGUUGCGAAGAAGAAGAAGCGAAAUGAUUUCAAUAUGGCGGCAAAUCUCUAGAACUUUCACUUCUCCAUCACCCGCAUCAAUUCCAGCUUUCGUUCCUCCAUCUUUAAGAUUCUUCUCCACUUCGUCUCCAUAUAUAGUGAAGGUCGGAAUACCGGAGUUUUUGAAUGGGAUAGGGAAAGGAGUAGAGGCUCAUGUGGGGAAGCUUGAGUCUGAGUUUGGGGACCUUCAGAAGUUGCUUGUGGUUCGCACUCUUAAGCUCAAGAAGCUCGAAAUUCCAUGUAAACAUAGGAAGCUGAUACUGAAGUAUGCCCACAAAUACAGAGUAGGACUUUGGAGGCCACGAUCUGACAUGGUGAAAGUUUAGGUCCUCUCUAAUUAGCAGUGUUCCUAAUUGAUGCUGAAAGAUUCAAGGUUGCUUUUCACCUGUCUGAAUCAAAAUUGUACCUUGUUGUCGACGAGAAUUGGCACUUGGGAUGAUUGACAUUAAUCUCGACCUUGUUCCGAAUUAUUUGGAUUGGGUUUAUUGCUUUCAAUAGGAAAUUUUGAUGAUUGAUGGUUAUCCGUGUUUGUGAAAUAACGUUUUUGCUGAUCUUAUUUUGUUUUUCCUUUGUUUUUUUAAACAUUCCCUACCAUUGUGGUGAAUUAUAUUCCGUACUAUGUUUAUCGGAAUAAGUAUUACCAAAAUAUUAGUUCUAGCUGUUUUUCUUCUUCUUCUGCAGUUUAGGUGAACUUCUGCUUCUUUUUGUUUUUUUCCUUUUACUUGAAAAGGAAAAUCAUUAAUAAUAAGUCAUACAACAUUCACAAUGA